AUGAUCAUCUACGCCUGCAACCAUCGGGGUGUCAGUAACGGCUGGGGACCCUACGGUUCUUUUUCCCUAGAAGUCACACCCACAGGGAAAUACGCCCCUUGUCUUUGUAAAUCAUGCCAUUAUGUUAUCGCCGAAAAGCAGGUAGACGAGAGCCGCGAGAUCCUACGGGCGAAUCUCGAUGUGUUGGACAGGAUGCUCGAUGUGGCGCACGAGAAACGGUAUGACUCGUCUUUGGAUUCGGCUACGAUUAUGCUUGAACUGCAUCGGUUGCAUGCUUGUAGGAAUGAGGCGAAGGAGCGGCAUGCGAUGCUGAAGAAGGAGACCUGGAGAUAUUACCGGCGGAGAUGGGGUUUAGAAGGGUGGUGCCUAUAG
This is a messenger RNA of Aspergillus wentii DTO 134E9, 372 nucleotides long. RefSeq lists its product as uncharacterized. Lineage: Eukaryota; Fungi; Ascomycota; Eurotiomycetes; Eurotiales; Aspergillaceae. The record is from RefSeq and is a predicted model, not a curated record. The transcript has a single exon. The coding region runs from base 1 to 372 and encodes 123 amino acids.